UCGACGGAUCGGGUCGACGACCCCACCCCUUAAAUUGGCGGAGACAAGUCGAGUCCUUCGUCGGCAUUACGGCCGCGUCUCUCUUUGGCUCGCACGUAACCCAUCGUUCUCUCGUCGCCGUCUCGCCAUGCUGCGGCCGGUCGAUGCCACCACGGCCACCCUGCAACCCUUCAGCUCCCACCACCCUCUCCUCCUCCUCCUGCACUCCUGCAAGACUCUGGUCCGGAUCAAGAAGGCCCACGCCAAGCUGAUCACUGCCGUUCUCUUCCUCCAUCCCGUCCCCCGAGCAAGCUCCUCGAGCUCCUCCCCUCCUCUUCCCCUCCGCCCUCUGCCGCCGUCACUGCCCCUCCUCCUCUUCUCUCCUACGCCGACCUCGUCUUUUGCCACUCCCCCUCGCCUCCUCUAUUCUCCUAAGACACCCUCGUCAAAGCCCACUCCUCGCCCGCCUCCCUCCUCUGCCCCCAACCAGUACACCUUCGCCUUCCUCCUCGCCGCGUGCGGGCCCCGCGAGCUGGGCUUGGCCGAGGCGGAGCAGGUCAGGGUUCACGCCCUCAAGCGGGGGCUUGAGACCAAUGUGUUCGUUUCCAACGCGGUGGUCCGGGUGUACGGUAGCUUUGGGUCCGUCCACGACGCGCAGAUGGUGUUUGACGGGAGCGCCCGACGGGACAUGUUCUCGUGGAAUUCGUUGAUCGGUGGAUACGUCGGAUUUGGAGAUGUCGACCGUGCGAGGAAGUUGUUUGAUGAAAUGCCGGAGAAAGGAUGUUGUCUCUUGGAGUACUAUUGUUGCGGGAUAUGUGCAGGUAAGAAACUGGGUGUUUUGGUGCGAUCAGCAAGAGUCGUGCUGGAGAAACCUCUUAAUGUUGAUGUUAGGGUUGUCUUCUAUGUGACCACCUGAAUGCUGCCUUCCUUAAACUUCCCAGCCAUUUGUAGGUAGGUUGCUUCUUAGAGGCAAUGGAGCUUUUCCGUCACAUGCAGCGUGCAGGUGCUAGACCAAAUGAGUUGACUCUCACCACUGUUCGUGCGGCAUGUGCGAAUCUUGUUGCAUAGAAACAAGAAAGAUGGAUUCACAUGUUCAUGAAGAAAGAGAGUGUCGAGAUGAACGACAGACUGCUUGCCGGUCUCAUUGACGUGUAUGCAAAGUGUGGGGAGAUAGAAUCCGCCAGGAAUGUAUUCAAUGCUGAAGGCAGUCCCAAAUGCACCGCCCGGCCUUGGAAUGCCAUGCUUAGUGGCUUUGCUAUUCAUGGAAAAUCCGAUGAUGCAGUUAAGCUCUUUGAAAGGAUGAAGGUACUAAACAUCCCUCCAGAUAAAGUGACAUUUGUGUCUUUGCUCAAUGCCUGUAGUCAUGGAAGAUUGGUGGAUCAUCAGCAAAUUGGAGCCAAGAAGUUGGAGAGGUGCUGCUUGACAUACAUGAGGAGGACAAGGAGACUGCUUUGUCUAUACAUGGUGAGAAAUUAGCCAUUGCCUUUGGAUUGAUGAACACAGGACAGGAUAAGGUUUCAUCACUUCAAAGAUGGAAUUUGUUCUUGCAAGGAUUACUGGUAGAGAUCCUAUAGUCGACUUCAAACUACUGUUCCCUGACUCGAUAUGAUCUAAAGGGUAUUUGAUGACCACAUAGAAGUCAUUGAGACGUCUACAUUUGCUUCAAGGGAUGGUAAUGCCGGCUUUGGAAUCAACAAAUGUGGAGUUCUCCACUGAAGUGCUCACUCGGAUCUCUCAGGUGAUCAGAUCAAAAAGAUGGGACUAGUUUGAGGAGAUGAUUCAACGACUUUGCCAAAGGUCAAGGAUGAUGUAUCUGCUCAGCUUAGCUCGACAAAGUUUAGAUCAAAUUUGUGGCUCAAAGAUAUGGUUCUCGCUGGGAUUCAACUCAACUUAUUUUGGUAGCAGUUAAGAGGGUUGGAACUCCUCAGAUUGCUUGAUGUGAGAAUUACACUUGCAGAUGUUUGUUCUAUUGCACAAACGUUAAAUAAUCAGCUUAUUCUCCAAUCAAAUUGGUUUGUUGAUUUUUUUGCCUCAAAUUGAGGAGGUGAGGCUGUGAAAUUUGGAUACUCUCCGACUUUCUAGUAAUCCAUUUGAUUACCAAAUCUAUAUGCAUGUGAAGGUUACUCAUUCUUUGU
Musa acuminata subsp. malaccensis (wild Malaysian banana) is the source of this 2114-nucleotide messenger RNA. NCBI's taxonomy places the organism in Eukaryota, Viridiplantae, Streptophyta, Magnoliopsida, Zingiberales, Musaceae. The record is from RefSeq and is a predicted model, not a curated record.